Molecule: messenger RNA, 3449 nt
Organism: Syzygium oleosum
Lineage: Eukaryota; Viridiplantae; Streptophyta; Magnoliopsida; Myrtales; Myrtaceae
Product: probable aminotransferase ACS12
Exons: 4
Coding region: 154-1647 (497 amino acids)
Biological process (GO): amino acid metabolic process; biosynthetic process
Molecular function (GO): aromatic-amino-acid:2-oxoglutarate transaminase activity; L-aspartate:2-oxoglutarate transaminase activity; pyridoxal phosphate binding
Source: RefSeq, a predicted model, not a curated record
GCAACUCAUACUUCAGCUUCGCAUGCUGACGAAGAAAGGGAUCAUGAAACACAAAGCCACACACGAUUCCAUCCCUCUGUUUUCUCUCCUGAUCCACCCUUCUUCUUCUUCUUCUACUUCUGAACUCUUCCCGAGCAAUCACCAAACAAGAUCAUGAGACUGAUAGUCCCACUGCAAGGCAUAGUCCAAGGCCGAGGAGGCUUGAUCCUGGGCUCCCUCAUCCCCUGCGCUCUCUUCUACUUCCUCCAGUUCCAUCUCAAGCGCCGCUGCUCGCCCUCCCGCCCCGCCGACCUCCCCCGCUCCGCCUCCCGCUCUCCUCUCUCCACCCGCGGAUCCCUCGCUCCCGCCCGGCUUUCCGAUAGAGCCGAAUCGAUUGCGAGGCCGAAUGAAUCGCCGUACUAUGUGGGAUUAGAUAGAGUUUCGCAGGACCCUUUUGACGAAGUUGAGAACCCGGGCGGGAUUAUCCAGCUAGGAUUGUCCGAGAACAGGUUGUGCUUGGAUUUGAUUGAAGAAUGGCUGUCUGAGAAUCUGACUGGUGCAAUGAUUGGACAUGGAGGUGACAAGGGUCAUUCGGGCAUCGGUGGCAUCACGGAAUACCAGCCUUCUGAUGGCCUGAUGGAAUUGAAAGUGGCAAUGGCGGGCUUCAUGUCAAAGGUUCUGGGACGAGGGGCCUCGUUUGAUCCAUCGCGAAUUGUACUAACUGCUGGUGCAACUCCCGCUGUAGAGAUUUUGUGCUUUUGCUUGGCUGAUCCCGGAAAUGCAUUUAUUGUUCCCACACCCUAUUAUCCCGGUUUCGACAGGGAUAUGACCUGGCGAACUGGAGUUGAGCUGAUUCCAGUUCAUUGUCGCAGCGCCGACAAUUUUAUUCCAAGCAUCGCUGCUCUUGAUCAAGCUUUCAAUCAAGCCAGAAAAAGGGGGCAGAGAGUUCGGGGAAUCCUUAUCUCUAACCCAUCAAACCCUGUGGGCAAUUUACUGCCACGUGAAACGCUCCAUAAUCUUUUGGACUUUGCCCAAGAAAAGAAUAUCCACAUAAUCUCUGAUGAGAUAUUUGCAGGUUCCAUUCAUGGGAACGAAGAAUUCGUGAGCUUGGCCGAGAUUUUGGAUGCGGGAGAAUUUGACAAGAACAGGGUUCAUAUAUUAUACGGUCUGUCAAAGGAUCUAUCUCUAGCGGGCUUUAGAGUUGGGGUUAUAUAUUCAUAUAAUGACAAUGUUUUGGCUGCUGCCAAAAAACUAACCAGAUUUUCUUCUGUCUCUGUGCCCACUCAGAGGUUACUAAUUUCUUUGCUUUCAGACACAAGCUUUAUUGAGAGAUAUCUAGAAACAAAUAGAAAGAGGAUACGGGAGAUGUAUGAUUUAUUUGUGGGUGGCCUAAAAGAACUAGGAUUCAAGUACGUGGAGAGCAGUGGUGGUUUGUAUUGUUGGGUGGAUAUGAGUGGACUUAUUCGCUCCUACAAUGAGAAGGGGGAGCUUCAGUUGUGGGACAAGCUUCUGAAUGUUGCAAAGGUCAACGCAACACCUGGUUCGGCAUGCCACUCCAUAGAACCGGGCUGGUUCCGUUGUUGUUUUACUACAUUAUCAAGAGACAACAUUCGUAUUGUAAUAGAAAGGAUUCGUAAAGUUGCUGAAAUGUGUAAACCUUCAAGAUGAUGAAUCAUCUAUCAGUUGUACAUACUGUUUCUCAUAAAUAUGUUGUGACCAUUGCAAAGUUAAAGGGGAGUUAAGGAGACAUGCACUGCUAUUUAGAGAUUGAACGAUACUUAGUUUAGCUUUUGGGAUAGCUGUCCGAAUAGAAAUUGACUGAAGAUUGGAAUAGAACUUGCUUUCAUCUUUAUGACCUCAGGCCAGCUUGAAUCUUAACUGACGCUUGCAACUGAAACCUUUGAGCAUUUUGCUGCCUGAUUCAAAGAUGCCGCAUCCGAAAGCACUCUGUCUUGCAAAUUCCUGCGAUAGCAUGACAGAAAGGUAAUUCAUUAAUUUUCUUGGGAAUAUUUUGAGAAACAUAUUCAGUCUCAGUCCUGUUAGUGUCAACAAGGAAGCCCCAUCAAUUCUAAUUCCGUUAAUGCUCUUCUUAGGGACUCUUUGUGUUGCGCAAUUGUUAAAUGACACUUAUACUUUCAUGUUUGUGCAAUAACGAAAAUACUGAGAUGCUUUUGAGUUACCAUCGACAGGUUUUGUUUUCUCUUGUGCACGGCUUUCCUCCUGCAACUCAUCCUCCGGCUCAUCAGCAUGAGCUCCCCAAGAGUCCUCGGUCGUCUUACCAUGAGGCUGCUAUUACUUUCUCUAUCCACAGUCGUAGCAUUUAGCUCUGAUACACUAGAAGGCUUUCUCUCAGAGGACUCAACUUUUUCUAGGAAACCAGAGUUCGGUGGAAUUAUUGGAAAGAGGCAUUCCAAGAAGGAAGCACCCACAAGGCUUGAAGUUCCAGACACAGAACUGCUCCUGCUACUUUUAGAGUCUGAAGCUGGUGAUGAAAGACCGGAUUGAAUCUCUGGACCAGAAUUGUCCCUCGAAGAGAUCAUUUGCACCGGAACGGCUGUAGAGAUCGUUGUAGACGACAAAAACAAAUUUACCAGAACAGAGGGUGGGGAACUAAAUGAAUUAUCAUCCGUUUCAAAGAGAAAUGGUUCAACAUCCAACUCAGAUGUUUCGUCAAUCGAGCCACUAUCACCAUCAUCAUCGCUAAAUUCUCUAUAAGAACCAUUGGCUUCAAGGCAAUGGGAGGGAGGUAGAGGCAAUGGUGCGCCAAUGAGGUUUGUGUUCGAGGUCAGUCUUUUGGAUUCUUUUGGUGGCUGUGAGAUAGAGGUGAGUGGUUUUCCCGGUUUCUCCUCCCAUGUGAAGGGGAUUGAAGCAACUAGCUUGGCUGGUGGUGGAAAUGGCCUAGACAAAGAAGCUUUGUCCUUCCAGUCCUUUUUGGGCAUUCCGGGCCUCUCUUCCCAAAGAAAUGGCACUGAAGGCGGUUGCCUGACACGCUUCUUUUUGGGAUCUUCCACCUCCUUCUCAGGCAUAUUGGGUGGAGAAGAAGUGGCAGAUAGAUUAUGUGCUAUUGCAUCUGCAGUUACAUAGUCGUUAUAUGUGUGCAUGGGAGUUCUAUGUCCUGCCUGAACCGUUCCAACGUACUAGGAUGCUACUGAGUGGAUUGGAGUUGACCAACUUUAUGUUCUACCUGCACCAUUUCCUGCCAUAAGAGAGUAGGAUUACCUGCACUCUGACGUGUGAUUCUCAAGAAUUUUAAAUAACAAAAGGACAAACUGGUGAAUGUUUGCAACUUGACACCGAUCCCACGCAAGAGAGUUCUAGUAAGAGUCAAGUUUGUGCUUUCCUAACAUGUCCAUCACCUUCCUUUGAUCGUUUCUCGAUUUUUGGUUAAGAAUCAGACAAUGCCUUCGUCCAAGUUGUUUUACUGCAGCAGAGCUCAUCAGGUCCUGUGAAUUACGAGUUAUCUCUUUUCU